Molecule: messenger RNA, 801 nt
Organism: Mercurialis annua (annual mercury)
Lineage: Eukaryota; Viridiplantae; Streptophyta; Magnoliopsida; Malpighiales; Euphorbiaceae
Exons: 2
Coding region: 1-801 (266 amino acids)
Molecular function (GO): nucleic acid binding; RNA-DNA hybrid ribonuclease activity
Source: RefSeq, a predicted model, not a curated record
AUGGCUACAGGUACAGGAAUCCCGUUAGGCCUUGACACUAAUCAAUUGCAAGAGGGGGGUUUCCUUGCUUGGGCGAAUUUGUACCGGAAUCGUUUUGAUAAUGAUAACAUUGAAUAUUUCUGGCGUCUCUGUUGGGCGAUAUGGUUCUCCCGCAACCAGCUAUGUUUCAACAGUAAUGCUAUGCCUUGGGAUAUUGUGUUAAGGCUUGCCCGCAACACGUUGUUUGAUUUUCAGCAGAUCAAUAGCGCUAGUCAAAAAUCGUCAAACAUCACGGUGAAAACCUGGUCUAGACCUGAGGAGGGUUGGAUAAAACUGAAUACAGAUGCAGGUAAUUUCAGAGAUGGUUUUUGGGGCAUGGGAUGUGUUAGUCGUGAUAGUGCUGGUCAAGUUAUGAUGGCAGGUUGUGUGAAGAAACAGACAGGUUCAGAGAUUAUUAUGGCUGAGGCGGAAGCCCUUUUAUGGGGUCUCAAAGCAGCUAAGGAUUGUUCCUUUUCGAAAAUAAUUGUGGAGAGUGAUAAUGCAACUCUCAUUUCUGCUCUGCAGAAUGAAACUCAGAUCAUCUCUGAGCUUGGUGAUGUCCUGGAUAAUAUCAGGGUCAUUGCUUCUUGUUUUGUGCAGCUGCAAUGGAGGAAGGUCUCUCGUGAUGCUAAUAAGCUGGCCCAUGGUUUAGCCGCUGCAGCUGUUAUCGAAGAGGAGAAAUUUUGGAUUGACGACCUGCCAGUUGAGCUCCAAGAUAUUUGGAAUUCUGAUUUGCAGAAGGGAAAUGCUGUUAACUUAUCUUUAAGUUCUAGUUUGUUUUAG